AUCUGAAGAAGCCACAGGCGAGGGGUGUGUCCUCCACACCGCAGGGUGGCGCUGUGUCUGUAAGAUCACUGCUGCUCGAGUUCAAAGGUUGUUUUGUUUCCAUCCUCGUGUUGUCAGAGCUGUGAACUUCCACUAGCGAGGAUCAAAUAAACCAAGCAUGUCGUACACGUGCAUCAGCUGCCGUGUGCAGUUCUCUGACGGCGAGGUCCAGCGGGCGCAUUAUAAGACAGACUGGCACCGCUACAAUCUGAAGAGGAAGGUUGCAGACAUGCCUCCGGUCACCGCAGAAAACUUCCAGGAGCGAGUGCUGGCGCAGCGGGCAGCGGCCGAGCAGGAGAGCCAGGUCGCCGGACACGGCUCGGCCUACUGCGCCACCUGCAACAAGAAGUUCUCCACUGACAACGCCUACACCAAUCAUAUUCAGUCCAACAAGCACCAGCAGGCCGAGAGGAAAGCCCUGGCCGCCGCCCAGGAGACUGUCCAGCGAAUGAACGAGAAGAAUCUGGAGAAAGGGGCGGAGCUAGACAAAGAUGCACAGAAUGAGGCGCUUCAGAAAGCUCUCAGGGAGCAGCAGAGACACGCCCCUUCUGAAGCCACGCCCACAGAGAAACGGGUCCGACAGCGGCCGGACAAACCGCCUCGGCUGCAGUGGUUCGAGCAGCAGGCCAAGAAGAUCACAGAUGAGGAGGGUGAAGAAGAGGAGGAGGAGGAAGGAUGGGAGGACGUUGAUGAGGAUAUGGAUGGUGAUGAUGAUGAUGAUGAUGAAGAGGAGGAGAUGGAGGAGGACUCCGCAUCUGCGGCAGCAGCUCUGGCCCCCGGUACAAUCCCAGUGACCGACUGUCUGUUCUGCGGACAUCAUUCCCGCUCACUCUCCCGAAACAUGGCACACAUGACCAAAACGCACAGCUUCUUCCUCCCAGACAUCGAGUUUCUGGUGGACCUGAGAGGACUCAUUUCAUACCUGGGAGAGAAGGUUGGCGUCGGGAAGGUGUGCUUAUGGUGUAACGAGAAAGGCAAGUCCUUCUACUCUACAGAAGCAGUUCAGGCACACAUGACCGACAAGAGCCACUGCAAACUCCUCACAGACGGAGACGCGGCGCUCGAGUUCGCUGACUUCUACGACUUCAGGAGCAGUUAUCCUGAUGCUAAAGACGGAGAUGAUGUGGAGAUGAAGGAUGGUGAACUGCCUGAGGAAAAGACUGUGGAGUUUGAUGACGAGACUCUGGAGCUCACUCUGCCCUCAGGGGCUAAGAUCGGCCAUCGCUCCCUGAUGAGGUACUAUAAGCAGCGGUUCGGUGUCCAGAGGGCGCUGGUUCCAGCACACAACCAGAAGGCCGUAGGUCGAGUCCUUAAACAGUACAGAGCUCUCGGCUGGGCGGGAGACUUCGGGAAGGGCUUCGUGAGCCAGCAGCAGAAGGACAUGCAGUACGUACGGAGGAUGAAGUCCAAGUGGAUGCUGAAGAUUGGCAUGGGCAAUAACACCAACAAACAGACCCAUUUCAGAGCUCAAAUCAUGUUCUAAAUCAGAGUAAUAACAGGCUAAAUGAGACUGUGUGUAGAUCCAGCUGAGAUGUGAACUGCUGCUAAUGUUAAAUCAGAAUGACAUGAAUAAAGGUGGAAAGUCACACAUGAUUAAAGUGGAUGAGGAUAUCUGGAGAUCCAAAUCAUCCGGCAUCAAUGCACGAUUGCUUCUUUUGGUUUUGUGAAGUAUUCAUAAUAUCGUUUAUAUUAAUCUUAUUACUGCUUAUAGACAAAAACACAUUGUAUGUGCAACUUCUGAAUUAUAAUACUGUAUAAAUUAUCAAUAAAAUAAGCAAUGUCA
This is a messenger RNA of Megalobrama amblycephala (Wuchang bream), 1822 nucleotides long. RefSeq names its product zinc finger protein 622 (gene znf622). Gene Ontology annotation, biological process: ribosomal large subunit biogenesis. NCBI's taxonomy places the organism in Eukaryota, Metazoa, Chordata, Actinopteri, Cypriniformes, Xenocyprididae. Gene Ontology annotation, cellular component: preribosome, large subunit precursor. The record is from RefSeq and is a predicted model, not a curated record. Gene Ontology annotation, molecular function: zinc ion binding; nucleic acid binding. The coding region runs from base 158 to 1522 and encodes 454 amino acids. The transcript is spliced from 7 exons.